AUGCAGGAACCUGGGGAAGAGAAUGGACUGCCAAGGACAAGGUCAAUGCAGCCAUUGGAUCGAGCAAAGUUUGCAGCCAAAAGAAGAAUUACACAGAUGACAGAAGAGGAGCAGUUUGCUUUGGCUCUGAAAAUGAGUGAACAAGAAGCACAGCAAGUGAAUGACCAAGUGGAAGAAGAAGAGGCGCUCUUAAGAAAGGCCAUUGCUGAGAGCUUGAAUAGUUGCCAGCCUUCUGAUUCCUCUGCUACCACCUCUGCACCUUUGUUCACUGGAGUACCUGGACAGUACCAUCAGGAGAAACCAGUGGUCUCUGAGACUAUCGAAUACAUGUUGCCUCGUCCUGAAUCUUCACACUCACCUGUCACAUCCCUGGCACAGGCAUUUCAAUCUGAGCAGAUAGAAGUUCCCAAAAGCCCUCUGGUGAUGUUGAAGAGGUUAAGUCAAGAAAUAGUUGAAAGCUCAUUAGUAUCAAGCAUAAUUUUAUCUCAAGAAAAGAGCCAACUAUUGCUUAAAUCCAAUGAAACACGUUCCUCACCUAUUUUAAGUGACUCCAGUGAUGAUUUAUCAAGUCCUCCUGGUAAAAAACAGUUUGUUCUGAGUCCUACCUUUUCUCGAGUACCUGUAGGAACAUGGCAACUGGUACCCCGGAAAUUGUUUGCAAAUACAUGUGUUAGCGAAGAAGAAGAGGCUGAGGCAAGAGAGAAGUGUUUGGAUCAUACUGGAGACCUGGAAGUGGAGCCAGUCACCAGCAGUUCAGGAAUUAGGGAUAAAUUCAACCAGCCAAUUCUUGAGAGUAAGAACUCUAACAUUUUUGACAAUGAGACUAGUCAAUGGGCUGAAGGUACAAAGUGUAAACAGCCUAAAGAAAAUAGUAGGCUAGGUUGUGGUUCUUUCAUGACUACACAAAGGAAAGAAAAGACAUCUCAAUUCCGCCUCCCUGGCACAAUUGACGUCAAGGGUCUGCAGGAAGAAAUUGGAGGCACUGUGCACUAUUACUGGGGCAUCCCAUUCUGCCCUAUUGAAAUGGACCCUAACCAGUACACUAAGGUCAUACUAUGUCAACUGGAGGUUUAUCAGAAAAGCCUGAAAUUGGCUCAGAGGCAGCUUCUUCAAAAAAAAGAGUUUGGUGAGCCAAUAUUACCUGACUCUCCUUCUCUGCUGCAAAAGGAGCAUGAUGGACGAGACCAAGCCAAAGGACUAAAUGAAUCUCUUGCAGAAAAAAUAGGAAAUGAUAACACAGAAACAAGGAAAGAACUACUGGCAUCCACCUGGCACCUAAAAAGGAAAGCUAUCCAUGGGAGUCCAUUGCAGAGUUUGAAAGAAAAAGCUUUACUGGAGGAAGAACCAACAACCAGUCACCAUCAGAGUUCCCAGGUUCUGUUUACUGAGGAUACACCUGAAGAGGAUGAAGUUAUGACAAUUACAUCAAGCCCCACUGCUCUGUGUCUGUUAGCCAGGAAGAGAAACCGAGUUAUUGCCAGGGGACACUCUGCAGAAGAGAUCACUGUCUGCCCAGAGACUCAACUAAGUCCAUCCAAAGUUCUUGCACUUGAGAAAGAAGAGGCAUACCUAGGUAGUAAAGAAAGACCUGUUAAGGCUGCUGUCAAUGAAAAUAUUGAGAAAGAAAUGUCUGCCUCCAUCUUCUCAGCUCAUAUCCAGGUGUCCUGCCCAAUGUGUGACCAGGGUUUCCCACCCACAGAAAUUGAGCUGCAUGCCAUGUAUUGCAAUGGUUUAGUGGGGGAGGAGGAAAGCAGAGACUCACCAGUGUUGACUCGGAAAAGGAAACUGGCCAAGAAUAAGAGUGACAAUAGGAGAGACACCCAGCCAUCCCUAGACAUUGACAAGAUUGAGAAAUGUUACCUCUGCAAAUCCCUGGUUCCUUUCAAAGAGUAUCCAAGUCAUGUAGACUUCUGCCUUCAGAUUGCAACAGAUGAUCAAGGAAACAAACUGGAAAGAGACAAUGGACGACCUUCAGAUUCUGAAGGAAAAAGUGAGAGGCAGAAGAACACAAAGGAAGGAGAUAAGAAUGGAGGCCGACUCCUCAGCUUGUUGGAGCAAUCUGAAAAUAAGUCUGCAGACAUUGAUAUGAAGACAGAGGUGGCAUCAGAAGGAGAAGCUUUCAGGUAUCCCCAUUCAGAAAUGGAGAAUGCAGAUUGUAGCAGAAGAGUCCAGAGCUCCUUUAAUUUGAAUGACUCUCCCAUCAAGUCUUUUGUUUCUAUUUCGGAAGCCAAGGAUUGCCUGGUGGACUUUAAAAAACAACUUUCCGUCCGACCUGGCAGUCGGAAACGGACCAAAGCAAACAGAGGAAAAAGGAGAAAAACUUGAGCUUCUUGCAAUGGAAGAUUGACAGAUCCCUGUAAAAAAUAUGUGGCUGGACUUCUUUCUAUAGCCCCACUACAAUUCUUUCUCUACUUACUGGUCUCGGUCAGGCCAUACCUUUGUCAUUACCAGCACAACUAUUCAAAUCUUUUAAAAAAUGUUUUCUAUGAUCUGUAUACGGAAACAAUGUAUAGAAUUUGUGUUUUCUAAUUGCUUGUUUGAAAUUGCUUAUAGUUAAAAGAAAAUUGAAAUAUAUUUAUGUAUGUUUCUAUGAAACUGAAGCAAUAAGGUUUUCCUUUCCUUCCUUUGUUUAUGGUUCCUGAUGUUAGACAUACUAGUUUUAGAGAAAAGGAAUCACAGAUCACGUAUUUCAGAAUUGAAUGCAUCAUUGGCUGUGGCUUGUCACCAAUAUUCUUGAUCUUAGGUCAGUUAGUGUGCAUUGUACAUUCCAAAACAGUCUCCAUAGUUACUCCCUUGAACUUUUCAGGCCUCUCUUUCCUCUGAGCUUUAUUCCUAAGAAGCUUCAUCCAUCUGAAGUAUUCUGCCAUCUACUUGCUUCCUCAACAGUCCUAACACCAGGUAGAAUUCUAGAUGGCCAUUCCUAGCAGUAUUUUUCCAUUAAGUAAGAAUGUUCUGAAAUCAGUUAUUUGUUCAACCUCACAGGGCUCUUGUUAUGUAUAGUCAUUUUCUCUUCACACACUAGCCAGUGGGAAUGUCUGUCAAUCAGUUGGAAAUGAACUUGACUCUGCUUAGUAUUAGCCAGAGUUUUACAGAGGCAGCAGAGAGUGUCUCUGAUUUGCUCAUGUCGAGUUGUACCACUGGUGCUUCCAAUAUUUAGAGCAGAAAUGUGGCCCAAACUUCAUCCCGUAUCCUAGCAGAAUUUUUGCUUCUAAGGAUGAUAAAAGCAUAAUGCAAUAGGAAAAAAAAAGUUCAAGGUAUAGGAGAGAGGAGGCCAAGGAUAAUGGGGAGAGCACUCCUUGACCUUGG
This is a messenger RNA of Gracilinanus agilis (Agile Gracile Mouse Opossum), 3306 nucleotides long. It is a transcript of the gene UIMC1, whose product is annotated as ubiquitin interaction motif containing 1. Gene Ontology annotation, molecular function: K63-linked polyubiquitin modification-dependent protein binding; DNA binding; histone binding. Gene Ontology annotation, biological process: positive regulation of DNA repair; double-strand break repair. The coding region runs from base 1 to 2325 and encodes 774 amino acids. Gene Ontology annotation, cellular component: BRCA1-A complex. NCBI's taxonomy places the organism in Eukaryota, Metazoa, Chordata, Mammalia, Didelphimorphia, Didelphidae. The record is from RefSeq and is a predicted model, not a curated record. The transcript is spliced from 13 exons.